Diorhabda sublineata is the source of this 807-nucleotide messenger RNA. Its product is annotated as glutathione S-transferase D1-like. Gene Ontology annotation, molecular function: glutathione transferase activity. The transcript has 4 exons. The record is from RefSeq and is a predicted model, not a curated record. Gene Ontology annotation, biological process: glutathione metabolic process. NCBI's taxonomy places the organism in Eukaryota, Metazoa, Arthropoda, Insecta, Coleoptera, Chrysomelidae. The coding region runs from base 121 to 771 and encodes 216 amino acids.
ACAUAUGCACUGUGAUUUUGCGGAAAAUUAAAUUUGAAUCUGUUAAUUCAUUUACUACUUUUGUUGGAAAUAAUAUCGUGAAUAAUAUCAAGAUUUAAGGUAUAAUAUAAAUCUUUAACCAUGCCUAUUGAUUUGUAUUAUGUGCCUGGAGCUGCACCUUCCCGAAGUGUAUUGCUUGCGGCUAGAGCUUUAGGCGUCGAUCUCAACCUUAUACGUACUAAUGUGAUGAAUGGAGAAAAUCUUACACCGGAGUAUCUUAAACUUAAUCCACAACACACAGUACCUACAUUGAAUGAUAAUGGUUUUGCGUUAUGGGAAAGUCGAGCUAUCGUGACAUAUCUGGCAAAUCAAUACGGUAAAGAUGAUAGUCUGUAUCCCAAGGAUCCUAAGAAAAGGGCUGUUGUCGACCAACGACUAUACUUCGAUAUUGGAACUCUGUAUAAUAGUUUCUAUAGUUAUUAUAUACGUAUGAUAUUUUGGGGAGAAAGUGCGGAUCCUGCAAAAUUCGAUAAGAUCAUAAAAGCUUUCGAAUUUUUAGACAAAUUUAUUGGCAACAACGAUUUCGCCGCCGGCAACAGUCUUACUUUGGCCGAUCUAGCUCUUGUUGCAACAGUUUCCACAUUUGAAAUAAUGGAAUUCGAUAUUAGUCCUUACAAAAACGUACUUAGAUGGUACGCAAAAGUUAAAGCGACUGCUCCUGGUUAUGAGGAAUUGAAUACAAAAAAUUUACUGGAAUUUAAAGCUUUAGUCGAUCAAUUGACUAAAAAAUGAAAUAACUUUUAAAAAAUAUAAUUUAUUGCAAUAGUA